Molecule: messenger RNA, 729 nt
Organism: Eremomyces bilateralis CBS 781.70
Lineage: Eukaryota; Fungi; Ascomycota; Dothideomycetes; Eremomycetales; Eremomycetaceae
Exons: 1
Coding region: 274-639 (121 amino acids)
Source: RefSeq, a predicted model, not a curated record
CUCCAAGUUCCAGUAAUUUGUUGAUUAUUAACAGCUCAGUGGCGCAGUGGGUUUAGCGCGUUGGGCUCAUACACAUCUUGUGAAUGAGUUUACCCGAAGGUCGACGGAUCGAGGCCGUCCUGAGCUAUUCUUUUUUUCUUUCUCCUGUUGGAGACCGCCGAGUGGAUCAGAUCUAUGAAUCACUCACAUACAUGGUAACAUUAACAUUUAUAUCUCGUCAUUAUGAACGCCCUGUGACUUGCAAUUAUUAGCGUCGGCUUUUUUUUGGGUCAUAUGCCUCAUGGUUCUCAUCAUCUCAUGAAGUCUUCUGCUGCUUUUGUCUGUAUGACAGUAGGGGUAUGGUUCAUUGCCUGUCUAGUUUUCUCCAAGUCUCUUGAAACUAUCUUAGGACCCAAUGUCGAUAUCUCGCCAUAUGACUGUGGCGAUAAGCCUCCCUAUUCAUAUAUAGUAUCUCCAAUAUUCCUGGAGUCUCGCUUCCUUUCCCCUAACCCCCGGCCAGAGCUUCGGAAUAUAAGUCGAAUCACGGUCUCUAAAUCAUCUUACGGCACCGUACUCCUACUCCGAAUGAUUGUUAUCGCUAGAGAGUGUGUCACGGUGUCACAGAUAGCCAUGGGAUCUUGGAAUGUGCAAGAUUGUUAAAGCCAACUAAACAGGAGAGGUCCAAUUUACAACUAGUCUACCUGCGUGUUUUGAUUUUGGUAAAGUAUUUAGUCCCUAGUAUCCCCUGAA